Lactuca saligna is the source of this 288-nucleotide messenger RNA. The record is from the annotation of a GenBank genome assembly. NCBI's taxonomy places the organism in Eukaryota, Viridiplantae, Streptophyta, Magnoliopsida, Asterales, Asteraceae.
AUGGAGACGAUCAUACAGAAACUGCAAAACCAGCUGGAGACAAUGAAGGAAGCACUCGCCAUGGUCCAAAACACAUUCACCAGCAUCAACGAAACAAGGCAAAAUAUGAUAAAUGAAGCUCGAGUGGAAAUGCCAUACAGGCAUGUUGUCAUCACUGAAACCUUCAUCAACGACCUCGACCAAGACACUGUGCUCAUCCUCGACAUGUUCCAGGCGAUGCAGGAGAACAUGACCGCAACAACCCAUAUCUGCAAGAAAAUCACCAACGACCACCAAGUCCCACGAUGA